AUGAGGGUCUUGCUUUGCAUCCUUGGGGUCCUUGCCUUGUUGUCCGCAGUUCCUCCAGCGAGAAGCUUCUUUAACAGCAGAUGUUCUUCAUUAUACCAUAAAUGCAGAAUGAAGUGCAAUCCUGAUGAAUUUGCAAUUAGAUACUGUUCUGACUGGAGCAUCUGCUGCAAAAUAAAGAAAGUUGACUUGAACAAAAGAAAGAAGUGGUGAAAAGUCCAUCUCCAUUUUCUUCAGACUCCAAGAACAGAAACUAAAAAUGAAUAAGAUUCCCAUCUCUACAUAAGAAAAAUUAGUCCGGCCGGCAUGGCUCAGUCAUUGAGCGUCAACCUAUGAAGCAGGAGGUCAUGAUUUGAUUCCCAGUCAGGGGACAUGCCCAGGUUUUGGGCUUGAUCCCCAGUGGGAGGCAUG
Molecule: messenger RNA, 408 nt
Organism: Eptesicus fuscus (big brown bat)
Lineage: Eukaryota; Metazoa; Chordata; Mammalia; Chiroptera; Vespertilionidae
Product: beta-defensin 131A-like
Exons: 2
Coding region: 1-210 (69 amino acids)
Biological process (GO): innate immune response
Cellular component (GO): extracellular region
Source: RefSeq, a predicted model, not a curated record